GAACAAAAAAUACAACAACCAACAAUCAGUUCAAUGUUUAGUAGAGUAAUACCUCAUGGAAAAUCACAACAGCAUAAGUUGAAUGUGGCCUUACUUGAAUUUAUUAUUACUGAUUCUCAGCCAUUUCAUAUUUUAAAAAAUGAAGGAUUUAAAAGAUUUCUUUUUAAACUUGAUCCAUCAUUUUCCAUUCCAUGUGACAAAACUAUCAAAUAUUUAAUUUCUGAAGCAUACAAACUUGAUAAUGAGCUAAAAAGAAAAACUGAAGCUAUUCUUCAAAGAAAAUACAAUGAACUAAAUUCUAAAUUAAACUCAAAUAAUGAAUUACUUGAAUCAUCAUCAUCAAUUAAAAGGCAGUCAUUUGCAACAAAAGAAGAUACAAUUUUUAAUACACUUUUUGGAACUGAAAAUCAACAAUGUAAAAAAAAAGUAAAUGAGAUUGAUAAUUAUCUUGAUGAAAAUAUUACAGAAAAAGCAGAACCUAAUACCAAUCCUUUUAUGUGGUGGAACAAGAAUAAACCAAGAUUUCUUGUAUUGGCAAUAUUAGCAUGUAAAUAUUUAUCUAUUCCAGCCACUUCAGUCCCCAGCGAGCGGCUUUUUUCAGAUGCUGGAAAUAAUAUGACAAGUAAAUAUACAAAACUUAAACCAAAGUUUUUCAAGAGAUUCUUUUUGUAA
Messenger RNA from Entrophospora candida, 672 nucleotides. The record is from the annotation of a GenBank genome assembly. NCBI's taxonomy places the organism in Eukaryota, Fungi, Glomeromycota, Glomeromycetes, Entrophosporales, Entrophosporaceae.